UGCGUACUUCAUUGCUGAGAUCUGCUGAUGUGUAAACAACAGGAGUUCCUCAUUGAUUCACAACCUAGUAGAAGUACAUCAGGAAUCCCAGCCGGAAUGACACGUCACACACUUUGGUUACAAGCAGUGGGCACGGCAAACGGCGAGUACGUAAAACGUGCACGCACGCUUUCAGGUGCAUGUACUUCCUAUUCACGCCCAGCCCGAAAGAAAGAAAUGCAGUAGCAAAGGAGAUCGUGCCGCUCUGACCGAUGAUUCAAACAUGAACUGAAUACCACUUGUUGCCUCGGAGCACGAAUGUACUGUCUACAUUUUUAAGUCUGUACUUCACCGGUAAAUUCAUUGUCAAAACUAUAGAAAUGUUGAGCCGGGAGCAGCUUCCACUCGGAAUGGAACCGAGCUGGAAGGCACUGCUGACAGCCACGGCUUGCUCUAUAAGUGCAUCGGUGCUUCUUCUGAAAUGGGUUAGUUCCAGGCGGGUGCAAAAGAAGAUACAGAAAGCGAAGUUACGAAGGGAUACAUCGUUUCAGAGGGCAGAAAAUGCUGUCCAGCAGUUCGUAGAAAAGUACCCAGCGGCAGACGCUGCUGCCAUCCUCUCCCUGCCCCUGUCUGAACUGACCAAAAAGCUGGAAGAGGGUUCACUGAGUCCUGAAACCGUCCUCUACACUUACAUGGGAAAGGCAGUGGAGGUGAGCAAGAAGUUGAACUGUGCCACAGAGUUCCUUUUGGAGAGCUGUGACCAGCUUGCUGAGGCAGAGGAUCACAGGGAAGGCCUCCUCUAUGGUGUCCCUGUCAGUAUCAAGGACAACCUUGCAUACAAGGGACAUGACUCCACUUGCGGAGUGAUCUGCAGACUCGAGCAGCCUGCUGAAAUGGACAGUGUAGUGGUCCAGGUGCUCAAGAAACAAGGUGCCAUCCCCUUUGUCAAGACCAAUGUUCCCCAGGCACUGCUCAGCUAUGAUUGCAGCAACCCCAUUUUUGGGCAGACAGUGAACCCCCAUAACCCCCAGAAGACGUCAGGGGGCUCUUCAGGCGGUGAAGGGGCACUGAUUGCAGGAGGGGGCUCCAUCCUGGGCUUGGGCACUGACAUUGGGGGCAGCAUUCGCAUUCCAUCGUCUUUUUGUGGGAUAUGUGGAUUCAAGCCCACUGUCAACCGGUUGAGCAUGCGUGGUUCCAGUUCUUCCUGCCAGGGACAGAAAUCAGUGCUGCCCUCCUUGGGCCCAAUGGCAAGAGAUGUGAACAGCCUUGCCCUGUGUAUGAAGGCACUUCUGUGUGAGGAGAUGUUCACCCUGGAUCCCAGAGUGCCACCCAUCCCAUUCAAUGAGCAGGUGUACCUAAGCUCCAAACCUCUGAGGAUUGGUUACUAUGAGAAUGAUGGUUACCAUAUGCCAUCUCCAAGCAUGGGCAGAGCACUGCGGGAGACCAGGGAGCUGCUGGAGAAAGCAGGCCACACACUAGUCCCUUUCACUCCUCCUCAAAUUGUACAUGCCAUGCAUGAGCUAGCCCUCAGGGGUAUCCUGGCAGAUGGAGGAACCACGCUGCUCAGCAACUUGAAGGAGGGUCCCAUUGACCCCAGCUUCAGAGACCAGAUUAUCCCCUAUUUUCUGCCCAAUAUGGCCAAGAAGAUCCUCUCUUUCCUUCUUCAGCCCUUAUAUCCACGCAUGGCUGGAGCAAUGCAGGCUAUUUGUGGAGUCAGUUCUGUGUCAGAGCUUUGGAGGCAACACACAGAUAUAGAGGAGUAUUGCUAUGAGUUCAUGGCAGAGUGGAGGAAACGGGACCUGGAUGUGUUGCUCUCGCCCAUUAUUGGCCCAGCAUACAACUUCAGAUAUUGCGGGAAGCUGACCUCUGCACUCAGCUAUUCCAUGCUCUAUAAUCUUCUCAACUUACCUGCUGGGGUAGUGCCUGUCACCAUGGUUACAGAGGAUGAUGAGGAAGAGCUCAAGCACUUCCAGGGUAACUUUGGAGACAUAUGGGACAGAUUCUUCAAAAAGGCAGUGGCUGGUGGGCAGGGACUCCCAGUAGCAGUGCAGUGUGUCUCUCUGCCCUGGCAGGAUGAGCUGUGUCUGCAAUUCAUGAGAGAGGUGGAGCAGCUAGUCAGAGACCGUGGGAACGUGUGACCACACCCACAAAUGCCAUAGGCUGGCCCACCUUUGACACACCUAAUGUUAGUUUACAUAUAAAUUAAUUAGGGCUAUUGACGUUAACGCGUUAACGCUCGUUAAUGCGCGUUAACGUGGUAAAAAGAAGGUACUAAUAAAAUUGGAUUGCACACUUAAAAGUAAAUUCUUACCCAUAUAAAGUGUAUAUGAGUAUAUGUAUAUGACUUGAGUUUGGAGCUGUCUAGCCCUUUUGCGUGAAUGGUCACACCAGUGUGAUAGGCUGUUUGGCGUAUGGUCAAACCCAUGUGAUUAGAACACUAGAUCGGAAAAAUUCUAGCUAAUGUUAGCCUUGAGGAAACAGCGAUUUAACAUUAAAAAGUAUAACGAAUGUGGCGUUGAAAACUGAGAAGCUUAAUAACAUUAAUGAAAACAACGAACCAUGUAACGUAGCACGCGCGCUACAUGGCAUAAAAUAAGUCAUGUGGAGAGGUUUCAUACUCUAGACAAGCUGAAACACUUAUAAAGUAAUGUUUAUCCCUGAAACUCUACAAUUUGUAAUUAAUCCCCAGUAUGCACUGGAGAUGUCCCACACACUGUAGAUUUUAUGCCUCGUUUGUAACCUAUGGAGUACAUGGAA
Molecule: messenger RNA, 2736 nt
Organism: Megalops cyprinoides (Indo-Pacific tarpon)
Lineage: Eukaryota; Metazoa; Chordata; Actinopteri; Elopiformes; Megalopidae
Product: vitamin D3 hydroxylase-associated protein
Exons: 15
Coding region: 360-2117 (585 amino acids)
Biological process (GO): fatty acid catabolic process
Molecular function (GO): amidase activity; fatty acid amide hydrolase activity
Source: RefSeq, a predicted model, not a curated record